AUGGAAGCCGCCGGCUUGCGAGCUCUAGCACUCGCGGGGCUUCCUGCACACCUCCACCAAGCGGCCGUCGUCUCCGUUCUCAGCUUCCCUCCUCGUCUGAGGCGGCAGCGAUGGCGGUGGCGGCCUUCGCUCUCCCUGGAAACCUGCACCGGCAAGCCUCAGUUAUCCCCUCCAUCCAGCAUUUCAGUCAGUGAGUUCUUUCUCUCUCUCUCUCUCGCUAUCACCGUCUGCAGACUAAGCUCAGAGAUUAUGAUAAUAGUACGGAGGGUUUUAACCGUGGUUUUAUUUCUCCGUGGAUGGUAGCGGACAGAGGGGACGAAAGUUCGGGAGCUGCGGCGCAGGUCGAGUGGGGUAAGCUUCUUCAAGUGGUGUUAGUUUCUCCCCAGGUACGCGUGUGGACUUCGCAUCGAAGAUGAAUCUGAAUGCGAGGAGCUGCUCAUCAUCUUGCUCGAUCUUACCACCCGAAUCUCUGCAUCAGGAACUCGCAGUUUCUUGUUCGAUCUCCCGAUCACGAAAACCCUAGCCGAUCUCUGACAUCGAUCUUGCUCAGGCAAAUUCGAUGAAUCGAUCUCGUUUCUCUCUUACAAGAAAAAUGAUCUUUCGACCUCAUCUUAAUUCCAUCUCUCCGAAUCAUCAACCGCCCUAAAAUCCUUGGCAGAUCGCAGGAAACACCGGGUGUAUAGCAAGAACCUGUGCGGCGUCAGCUGUUGGGCUGCACCUCGUCGAGGUCUGCGGCAAGCAAUUCCUUCUCUCCACUAGAAUCCCAUGGAUUUGAUCGAGGUUUCUGCUCCUGUUCCUGUUCCUGUUCUAUGGCGCUCAUCUUCUUCCUCCCUCUCCUCAGCCAUUAGGGUACAAGGUGGACGACGCCAAGCUGAAGCGCGCCGGCCUGGACUACUGGCCGUAUCCUCAAAUCCUCCAUUAAUUUCUUAAAUCCUCUCAGAAUCGAGCUAAAUCGACGUGUUAAUCACCAUUAACCAGCCAAGAUCAGAUACGUGGUUGUAAAGAUUCAUAGGUCAUGGGCUGAAUUCAGAGAAUAUUUCCUGAAGCAGGUAGGCUACCCAUCUUCCCCUCUCAUGGAUGAACCCCGUGUCUGAAACCUGUUUCAUCUUCUUCUUCUUCUUCUUCCAGGAGGGAGAGAAGAGGCUGCUGGCGUUCACCAAGAGAGGAAACCAUAUCCACUCUGUGAGCUAUUCCUCCUACCCCUUAUGGUAUUACAAUGCGAAAUUAUGCAAUUCAUCCGCUAUUCCUCAUGAAUCCUCUCUCUCUCUCUCUCUCUACGGCAGGAUUUCUCUUACAGGCAGGGAGAUUGGCUGGUCUUCGGAUCAGAGACAUCUGGGUUGCCGGCGGAAGCCCUUGAGGAUUGCAGCGGCGGCAAAGUUCGGAUCCCAAUGGUGGAGACGUACGUCCGCUGCCUCAAUCUCUCUGUGAGCGUGGGGAUCGCCCUCUAUGAGGCUUCCAGGCAGCUCAACUAUGAACAGCUCCAGUGCCCCACCUUGGUCAGCGAGGCGGCCCAAGGCCUCUUCAUUUCAGAGGACAUCUAUGCCUGA
This is a messenger RNA of Spirodela intermedia, 1547 nucleotides long. Lineage: Eukaryota; Viridiplantae; Streptophyta; Magnoliopsida; Alismatales; Araceae. The record is from the annotation of a GenBank genome assembly.